AUCGUUUUCCCUACUUACCACAGCCACAAAUCCAGCCCAUUUCUACAAUUUCUCAUUUUAAACUGUGAUUUUCAAUCUAGCCUUAACUGCUAACAUUAUGCCUAACCUUAAAUUAAGACCGAAAAUCUAUUUGUAUGCAUUUUUACCUUAUUGACUUUGUGGUUACUAGAGGAAACCUUCGGUAUCUUUUCAAAAACAAAGAUUUUUUAUGUCAUUCGAGAUAAUAAAUGCUCACUUUAAGGCACAUAGUGACUACGGCCUGGUUUCGAGAGAAUAAUUAAUUAAUAUAGUUUGGGACUAUGAUAUAGUUUGCAUCGGCACAAUUGGGCAGACAAAUAUUAUGAAGAUAGAGGUGGGGUAUUUCAGCUAAAGCUUAGCAGUGAAACGACUCUUUAUAAAAAUGGCGCCGACCAAUGCAACCUGUCCCAUAGUAUAGUAAACUCACAUGUAACGUGGUUUAGUUGUUGCUACAUUUAUCGAGCAGGCUUUUCACCAAACAGCAAUGUUUGUCGCUCGAAGUAUUGCAGCGGACCACAAGGAUCUUAUUCAUGAUGUUUCAUAUGAUUUCCAUGGCCGGAGAAUGGCAACUUGCUCUAGUGACCAAAGUGUCAAGGUGUGGGACAAGAGUGACAACGGAGAGUGGAACUGCACUGCCAGUUGGAAGACCCAUAGUGGAUCAGUAUGGAGGGUGACCUGGGCCCAUCCUGAGUUUGGUCAGGUGCUGGCCUCCUGCUCCUUCGACCGGACCGCUGCUGUGUGGGAGGAGAUAGUUGGGGAGUCCAAUGACAAACAGAGAGGACUCAGUCACUGGAUCAAGAGGACCACUCUGGUGGACAGUAGGACGUCGGUGACGGACGUGAAGUUCGCUCCUAAACACAUGGGUCUGAUGCUGACCACUUGCUCAGCAGACGGGGUUAUGAGGGUCUACGAAGCUCCAGACGUCAUGAACCUCAGCCAGUGGUCCCUGCAGCAGGAGAUCUCCUCUAAACUCAGCUGCUCCUGUAUCUCCUGGAGCCCCUCCAGCUCCCGUGCCCACGCCCCCAUGAUAGCAGUGGGCUCUGAUGACAGCAACACAGCACACAGCGGGAAAGUUCACAUCUAUGAAUACAUUGAAAACACAAGGAAGUAUGCUAAGGCAGAAAAUCUGAUGACGGUGACAGAUCCAGUCCAUGACAUUGCCUUUGCUCCCAACUUGGGACGCUCUUUUCACGUGCUCGCCAUCGCCACCAAAGACGUAUGCAUCUUCAAGCUGAUACCAAUGAGGAACGAGUCUGCAGUGGGGUCGUCUGGUCCCACUAAGCUGCAGGUUCAGAUCCUGGCCCAGUUUGACAACCACAACUCCCAGGUGUGGAGAGUCUCCUGGAACAUCACCAGCACCUUGCUGGCCUCGUCAGGGGAUGAUGGCUGUGUCCGACUCUGGAAAGCCAAUUACAUGGAUAACUGGAAGUGUACAGCCAUCCUGAGAGGAGAUGGUAGCCCAGUGACUGGCUCGUCCAGUCAGGCUGCGGUCCCCAGUACAGCAGGGGGACCACAACACGUCCUGCUGCAAGCAUCCUCCGCUGGAAAGUAAGAAAGAAAGCUCAGCUGAUGCCUAGCUAACGGAGUGGCUUGAUGAUGCUGCUUGUUGCAUGAACACACACACACACACACACACACACACACACACACACACACACAGGAAUGGAAAGAGAACUCCCUCCCCUGCAGACCUCCCAGAAACACCUCUGAACCCUUUUUUAUACUAAUCUAGAACCACACUGAGUUAUCAGGGUUCUAGAUCAAAGUUCUAGAGUGGGUUUUAUGUCAGUAUUGACUGUUAUGCUAGUGAAUGAAAUAUCCUGUUGGUGUAUCUGACUGACUGGUUGGGGUGUAUCUGACUGACUGGUUGGGGUGUAUCUGACUGACUGGUUGGGGUGUAUCUGACUGACUGGUUGGGGUGUAUCUGACUGACUGGUUGGGGUGUAUCUGACUGACUGGUUGGGGUGUAUCUGACUGACUGGUUGGGGUGUAUCUGACUGGUUGAGGCAUUAUGGGGUGUCUGAAGAACUACAUGGGAGUAUGGGUUAUGGUUUAGGUAUGGUGAGAGAGGGUAGACAUAAUGGGUUUAGAGUAACUUUCCAAAAAUGUCCUGGUUUUCCAGAAAUCCAGGUUGAAACAUUCCUGUAAUUAGGAGAGAAUAAGCAGGAAAUCCCAGAACCUUUUUUUCCUUGAAAACCAGGGAACUUUUGGAAGGUUACCAGAGUGUUGCAACCCUAAGUGGGUUCCAGUGAGUUCUAGGUAAUAUUGUGGAGGGGUCUGCAUAAUGUAAAUUACCCUGUGGUUCUGCCUGACUGACUGGUGGAUGAGAUGGUUCUGACUGACUGGUGGAUGAGGUGGUUCUGACUGACUGGUGGAUGAGGUGGUUCUGCCUGACUGACUGACUGGUGGAUGAGGUGGUUCUGCCUGACUGACUGACUGGUGGAUGAGGUGGUUCUGACUGACUGACUGGUGGAUGAGAUGGUUCUGCCUGACUGACUGGUGGAUGAGAUGGUUCUGACUGCUGACUGGUGGAUGAGAUGGUUCUGCCUGACUGACUGGUGGAUGAGAUGGUUCUGCCUGACUGACUGGUGGAUGAGAUGGUUCUGACUGACUGGUGGAUGAGGUGGUUCUGACUGACUGGUGGAUGAGGUGGUUCUGCCUGACUGACUGGUGGAUGAGGUGGUUCUGCCUGACUGACUGGUGGAUGAGAUGGUUCUGCCUGACUGACUGGUGGAUGAGGUGGUUCUGCCUGACUGGUGGAUGAGGUGGUUCUGCCUGACUGGUGGAUGAGGUGGUUCUGACUGACUGGUGGAUGAGGUGGUUCUGACUGACUGACUGACUGGUGGAUGAGGUGGUUCUGACUGACUGACUGACUGGUGGAUGAGGUGGUUCUGACUGACUGGUGGAUGAGGUGGUUCUGCCUGACUGACUGGUGGAUGAGGUGGUUCUGACUGACUGGUGGAUGAGAUGGUUCUGACUGACUGCUGAUUGAGGUGGUUCUGCCUGACUGACUGGUGGAUGAGGUGGUUCUGACUGACUGACUGGUGGAUGAGGUGGUUCUGACUGGUGGAUGAGGUGGUUCUGACUGGUGGAUGAGGUGGUUCUGACUGGUGGAUGAGGUGGUUCUGACUGACUGCUGGUUGAGGUGGUUCUGCCUGACUGACUGGUGGAUGAGGUGGUUCUGACUGACUGACUGGUGGAUGAGGUGGUUCUGACUGACUGACUGGUGGAUGAGGUGGUUCUGACUGACUGACUGGUGGAUGAGGUGGUUCUGACUGGUGGAUGAGGUGGUUCUGACUGGUGGAUGAGGUGGUUCUGACUGACUGACUGGUGGAUGAGGUGGUUCUGACUGACUGACUGGUGGAUGAGGUGGUUCUGACUGACUGACUGGUGGAUGAGGUGGUUCUGACUGACUGACUGGUGGAUGAGGUGGUUCUGACUGACUGGUGGAUGAGGUGGUUCUGACUGACUGACUGACUGGUGGAUGAGGUGGUUCUGACUGACUGACUGACUGGUGGAUGAGGUGGUUCUGACUGACUGACUGACUGACUGGUGGAUGAGAUGGUUCUGACUGACUGACUGACUGGUGGAUGAGGUGGUUCUGACUGGUGGAUGAGGUGGUUCUGACUGACUGACUGGUGGAUGAGGUGGUUCUGACUGACUGACUGGUGGAUGAGGUGGUUCUGCCUGACUGACUGACUGGUGGAUGAGGUGGUUCUGCCUGACUGACUGACUGGUGGAUGAGGUGGUUCUGCCUGACUGACUGGUGGAUGAGGUGGUUCUGACUGACUGACUGACUGGUGGAUGAGGUGGUUCUGACUGACUGACUGACUGGUGGAUGAGGUGGUUCUGACUGACUGACUGACUGGUGGAUGAGAUGGUUCUGACUGACUGACUGACUGGUGGAUGAGGUGGUUCUGACUGACUGACUGACUGGUGGAUGAGGUGGUUCUGACUGACUGACUGACUGGUGGAUGAGGUGGUUCUGACUGACUGACUGGUGGAUGAGGUGGUUCUGCCUGACUGACUGACUGGUGGAUGAGGUGGUUCUGCCUGACUGACUGACUGGUGGAUGAGGUGGUUCUGCCUGACUGACUGGUGGAUGAGGUGGUUCUGACUGACUGACUGACUGGUGGAUGAGAAGCUGACAUCUGAGACUUAACGUUAAAAUCUUUGGGGUGAUGAAUAAUUUAUGAAAAACAAUUAAUUCUGUAUAAUAAAGUUUAAUCCAAUGUU
Molecule: messenger RNA, 4254 nt
Organism: Salvelinus fontinalis (brook trout)
Lineage: Eukaryota; Metazoa; Chordata; Actinopteri; Salmoniformes; Salmonidae
Gene: seh1l
Product: SEH1-like (S. cerevisiae)
Exons: 9
Coding region: 503-1570 (355 amino acids)
Biological process (GO): cellular response to amino acid starvation; positive regulation of TORC1 signaling
Cellular component (GO): Seh1-associated complex; nuclear pore outer ring
Molecular function (GO): structural molecule activity; protein binding
Source: RefSeq, a predicted model, not a curated record